CAUUGGAAAUAGCUCACAUCGUCAGCGGCAAGCCAGGGAGCAGAUCAAGGCUGCGUCAGGGCCACGUAUACCUGCAAGGUGUCUGACACCAAAAUGAUCACUAUGAACGGCAAGCAGCAUUUCUCCAUGCACCCGGCGCUACAGGAGCCCAAGUACUCUGCCAUUCACUCGAAUUCGGAAGCCAUGCGUAGGGUGUGUCUUUCGACUCCACAGCUGCAGGGCAAUUUAUUUGGAGGCUUCGAUGAGAGUCUGCUAAACCGGCCCGAAGCGCUGGCGGCCGUUGACAUAGUAUCCCACGGCAAGAACCAUCCGUUCAAGCCAGACGUGACCUACCACACCAUGAGCCGAAUGCCCUGUACAUCCACACCCUCCACGGUACCGAUAUCCCAUCCAUCCACACUGACCUCAACACAUCACCACCUCCAUCAAAGUUUGGAAGGGGAUCUUCUGGACCACAUCUCCUCGACCCUAGCUGUCAACGGGAUGGGGGCCCAGGACCAUACUGUGAUGUCAUCACAAGUCCAUCAGCAUCAUCUCCAAGCCAUGGGUCACCUACACCAGAGCAUGGGACACCCACACUCCCUGUCAGCGCACGGUGGGAUGCCGAGCUUUAGCGAUGUGCAAUCCGAUCCCCGUGAACUAGAAUCGUUUGCCGAAAGGUUUAAGCAGAGGAGGAUAAAGCUGGGGGUCACCCAGGCAGACGUCGGCUCGGCCCUUGCAAACCUGAAGAUACCCGGAGUCGGGUCGCUUAGCCAGAGCACAAUAUGCAGGUUCGAGUCUUUAACGCUCAGUCACAAUAACAUGAUCGCCCUGAAGCCAGUCCUCCAAGCGUGGCUGGAGGAGGCCGAGACAGCAUACCGGGAGAAGAACAGCAAACCAGAACUUUUUAAUUGCAACGAGCGGAAACGAAAACGCACCUCGAUAGCCGCGCCGGAAAAGCGCUCCUUGGAAGCGUAUUUCGCAAUCCAGCCUCGGCCUUCUUCGGAAAAAAUCGCGGCGAUCGCGGAGAAGCUGGAUUUGAAAAAGAAUGUGGUUCGUGUUUGGUUUUGUAACCAAAGGCAGAAACAAAAAAGAAUGAAAUAUUCAGCGGGCCAUUAAAUUUUAACAAAACAGCUGUAGAUGUAUCGAGGAUUUGCAAUUAAAGCUUUCGAAGAACUCUUUUAUUAGAAUGGAUUUUGGUUGAAUUAUAUUUUGUCUGUAUUGUUUCCCUCAGGUUAUGGACAUACAUUUAUUUAAGUGAAUAAUUUAAAAAAUGUAUCAUGCACUAACAAACUACUCGUCACUUUAAGGAAGGUCGUUGAAGUGAAGCUACUUUUAUAUGUGUAUCGCAUACAGAUUUAUUGCAUCAGAAUGAACUAAAUGCAUCUUUUCUGUUCAUAACUCGACUGAA
Molecule: messenger RNA, 1390 nt
Organism: Paramormyrops kingsleyae
Lineage: Eukaryota; Metazoa; Chordata; Actinopteri; Osteoglossiformes; Mormyridae
Product: POU domain, class 4, transcription factor 3-like
Biological process (GO): regulation of transcription by RNA polymerase II
Molecular function (GO): RNA polymerase II cis-regulatory region sequence-specific DNA binding; DNA-binding transcription factor activity, RNA polymerase II-specific
Source: RefSeq, a predicted model, not a curated record